Messenger RNA from Drosophila busckii, 1721 nucleotides. RefSeq lists its product as uncharacterized. The record is from RefSeq and is a predicted model, not a curated record. Lineage: Eukaryota; Metazoa; Arthropoda; Insecta; Diptera; Drosophilidae. The transcript is spliced from 3 exons. Bases 194 to 1516 code for a protein of 440 amino acids.
CUUUUUUGCACGCUCAGUCAGUUACUGCUGCGACGCCAACGCUGCUGCUGCUGCUGCUGUGCGAUCCCACACACAUACAUACAAAGCUAUCUGGAGUCAGCUGUAGCGUCUCACUGUCAUUGUCGCGUUAUGUGUGUGUGCGUGUGCAUUUCGUAAAGCAAACAGUAAAAACUUCUUUGUCUCGCCAUUGGUCAUGUAUCGUAAUAAUGCGGAUAGUUCUUUUUGUUUCAUCAAUCGCUUAAAUGGUGCCGCCGCCUUAAAUGACGAACUGCAGCAGCCGGGCGAACAUGAACCCACCUCGGCGUUGCUGGGCUACUGCAAACGUAAGUUUUUGCGCCCAUAUGUAGCCAUACUAACUGUAGUUGGUCUCAAUCCCAUUUCCACGGACAUGAGCAAUGUACGCGCCUGCUGCAGCUAUGUCCAGGCUCUAAUGGUGCUCUGUGUGCUACUCCUAGGCUAUGUGCUGCGCUAUAUGUGCGGCUAUCGUGGCGAUCGUGGAUUUACCAGUUAUCGUGAUAUACAUCCAACGAAGAAUGGCUCAGAUGUUUGUGGUGCUGCAAGUGCUGCAACGGUUAGCAACACCAUUGGUGAGCUGCUCUUUGGCUAUGUGGUGCCCAGCGUGCUCAAUUUGCUGAGCUUUGUUUCCGCCGUGCUGGUCUGCAAGGUAAUUGAGCAUGAGCAGCUGCAGAAUCUCAUCGAGCGCGUCUUUCUGCUGUCCGCCAAGCCGAAGCGACUGUGCCGCAUGCUUUGGCUUUAUCUGGGCGUGGCUUUGACGCUAUUCGUGCUGCUCUUUGGCUAUGCCUGCUGUGUGGUUAUUAUGCAGCCGGCACAGAUCAUUAAGGUUGCCUGGCUGGCCGAAGUGCUGCGCGACUGGGAGCUGUCCAUGCGCAUUGCUUUGCUCUGCACAAUUUUGCUGCAGGAUCUGGUGGAGAUUAUUGUACUUAGCAGCUACUAUAUUGAGUGCUACUUGCUGCGCGUGCAUUUGGAAACGCUGUCGCACAAGCUGCUGAUGCACUCCAUCGAUUCGCUGGACUGGAUGCGUGAGAUACUCGAGUUUCGCAAGCUGCUGGAGCGGCUUAAUCAGCAUGUCUCGGUGCCUGUUUGUUUUUUGAUUGUUAUGAAUCUGUCGUAUGCCUUUGCCGGCUUGAUUUAUCUUUUCAAAGACUUCGACUUUCAUUAUUGUGCCUUGAAGCUGGUGCUGCUUAACAUAGCCAAUGUCAUGCUGUGGUUGUUCUUGGGUCUGCUGCCCUUUUUUAUUGCCGGCUCCGUAACGCGCGUUUGCCAGAAUGCACAGGCCAAUGGACAUCAGAUACGUGUGCGUCCUUUUGUCUAUCACAAUACGUCCGCUGAGGAUCUCAAUUCGACGCUGCUGUUCGCCUCUUCGCUGGACAUGUCCGCCAAGCUGUUCCGCAUGCCCAUUCAGUCGAACUAUCUAUGCUUUGCCAUACUUGUGGUCACCAUUGUGGUGCUCACCCUGGGCAUGUGCCUCAAUCUCAGCGCAUUGGGCAAGUUCUAGUGGCAUUACUUAAAUAGCUUUAAAAGUAUUUGAUUUAGUUUUCUUUUAUUUACAAUUCUUGGCUUGAUUUGUGUUUUAGCUAAGCUGUUUAGUUAUAGAUCUGUGUGUGUAUUGUGAACCUAUUUGUGUGUUUAUGUUUAUGCUACAGUUAAUUGUUUAAUAAUUAAUACCAAAUUAAAUAGCAGUUGUUGCUUUCGUUUUGGAA